Phaeodactylum tricornutum CCAP 1055/1 is the source of this 1040-nucleotide messenger RNA. RefSeq lists its product with no specific name. The transcript has a single exon. Lineage: Eukaryota; Bacillariophyta; Bacillariophyceae; Surirellales; Neidiaceae. The coding region runs from base 108 to 1040 and encodes 310 amino acids. The record is from RefSeq and is a predicted model, not a curated record.
CGGACACCUAUCGCUAGCGGCACGAACGUGACCAACCAACCAACCAAAUUAUUUUACAGUGAGCCGAUUGGAUCCAGGCACGUCCCACGUCACGACGGCAUCCGUCCAUGAGUCACGGCGAUCGGAGUUCUCCGCUGGAACCGGAGCAAACGAUGCCGUCCGGGACGAUCGAGAUUGCGCGUCUGCAACGAGUCCUGAAUCGCGACGUGCGACGCGAAGUCGAGGCGGCCUGGGAUGCGCAGCGACGUUUGGCCCGGUGGGCCUGGGCGGAUCCUCCUAGUCUACUCCGACAACGACAACGGCGGUCCGUCACGGAAACUACGAACGCAUCCCAUUCAAUCAAUGUGGACGAGAAAAAUAUCGUCGAAUUGUCCAGGGAACAACUCUUGCCUGUAUCAAUUCCGAACAGUUUUCAACCGUCCGUGUUGGAACCGACCUCAACGCCAUCCUUACCACACGUACCGUCAGAUCCGAGAGAGUCGAACCAGACGCCAAUUCAUCCCGUUACAGAACCCAAUGGCGUAGUUUUGGAGGAGGAACAAGUGGCUGUCAACGUGCAAGCCGUAGGUACCCAGGGCGUCAUCGCAUCGCACACGGACGAUAACAGUACAGCCAACUACAACGACAUUACUGUCACCGACGAACGUGUACGCACCGAAGUUUCCUCUGCCGCACUGUUGGACGAGGAACAAGUUACAGUGCACGAGGAAGCCACUGACAACCACGGCGGAAUCACCGUCGGCAACGAUACAGCUACGGUCAACAAUGAGACCACACGCAAUGAACAAUGUAAAAAUACCGAUGGAGACGCACCCAAUGACGACACUCUAGCGUACGAGGAAACGAUUACGCACAACGAAGCAAUGUCCACAGAGGUCGCUUCCUCCGUCGAUCAAGAUACUGCCAGCGACGAAAGCGUAGACCGGAACGGCGGAACUACAGAUGUUGAUAAAGCCGGAGUUCUCGAAACUGUCACAGUCCAAGAAGUCGAAACUGCAGCCGAAAAUGAAGCCAAGUCCAAACGCUACUGCUACCGCUGA